AUGUUGCUCAGACAUAUCUACAACGACCCAUUGGAACCUAUGAGCCACGAGUCUAAGCGAACGUUUCUAACAUACGUAGAGGGAAUGAGCAAUCACUCCUUCCGUUGUGCUGUCCAUUACAAGGAGGCCGUUCGCGAGUUGCUUCGUAUGGAAUACUAUGCGAAACAAUGGCAGGUCGAAGUAUCAAACAGGCUGGAGACUUUCUCGAUUUCAUUGUCUCGUGAAGCAGAGGGUAGGUUCCGGGGGGCAGAGAAAGAAUCGCAAUGGUUACUCAAUAUGUUACUUGACCGGGAGUCAUUGUCUACUGCUCAUGGAGAUCCCGACGCUCUUGUUGUGGCUUGCAAUGAAAGCAGGAAUGCUAUCCGUAGUGUUGAUGACGAGCUCAGUGUUUUAAACUGUCGAAAGGUGCAGGAUCCCGACAUAUUGAAUGCCAUCCGAGCCCAUGCGUGUUUCCCUCCUGGUUACCAUGAGGAGUCGUCCACCACCAUGAACGCUGAGCAUCACUCACAGUCGCGCCCUAUUCCCAAUCUGCUUGUCCAUCGCGGUUGUUGUCCGCUCGAUUCCACUGCCUAUGAUCAUGAGAAUAACUCUUAUCAUCAUCAUGAUGGCCCACCCGCGCCCGAUUUUUAUGGCGCAUCCCGAUCCAAUAUCUACUAUGACACACCUCUACAUAACGACAUCUACGACACCCCUAACGAACCCAUCCUUUUGCCACCUCAGGACUACCCCCAAGUCCCGAUAGACAACAACUCCCAUCUUACGGGUCCUGAUCUAGUAAACCCACCAUUCCCGGCAAUGCAGAACAUUAGUACCUACUACGGCUCGGAAAUUUCGCAGAUCAACAACUAUUUCCCUCACCUGGGUUUAAAUCCCUUCCCUGUGCCACAACACAACAUUGGCUAUCACUUCCAUAAUUUCCCUGUGCCAACGUUGUCUAUGGACGGUAGUUCUACGUUGCCAUCGGCGGCAGGGGACAUACCGCCUAUCAUAGACCCGACACCUGUCAGUAAUCGCAGCUCGUUGGCGUCCAAAAGUCGGCAGACCUUCAAAAGACGUCAAGAACAACUACAUAUUAUUGAUUGCUCGGGUCAGCCACAAAAGCGGUCGCGGCGAAAGGCUCGGUCGAGUCGAGCAUCACAGUCUGCAGCGUCUUUUCAUCCAGACGUGACUGAACCUUUACUGCCGUCAUCAGUCACGCUACCGCCCCUCACGUAUGAUGGGACUGACCCAAUACAUGAGCAGAUCGUCAGAUCUGCGGAGAUUAGUAUCAUUCGAAUCAUCAUCAACGAUUCAGCCAUACUAGAAUCUCUUGAAAGAGAGGAUCUCGUUCAUACAGAGCUAACCCGCACAGUAAUAUUUCACUGUCUCAAGGAUGAUGAUGGGCAGGAUGCCGAAGUUCGAAGCAAGCAGGUCGCUGAAGUUCGACAGUUCAGUGACGACUGGACAAGCGAGAAUGCAGGCACCCUGUACAUGCAACUCUCGGCUCCCAGCAAGUGCAUAAUGGCAACGUGCAAGAGGCUUGCACGACACAAAGUGGAACGAGGGUACAAACUGCGUCCGUCAGCUUUCUCCCGCAUUUCUGAAGCAGAGCUGAAGAAACGUGAGAUCGCAAGCCUCAUCUUCGACAAGACGUUCCCCCUGAGAUAUAUUUUCGGGGUGGAUGAGGUAACCGGCAUAUUGUAUGCAUUUGAGCACGAGGUGAUCUGGGACAUUGUUCUGGGUGUAGUGUCGGAACUCAAGUACCGACACUACAUCACAGACCUAGAUAAUUUGUUUUGUACUGCUGCUGCAGCAGUAUAUUGUGUUUUGCUGGAGCUCUUGGGGGGAAAACUUACCGAUAUCGAGUUUUCGGCUCAGGCUUUCAAACAUGUCUAUGACAAACUCAAACCCUAUAUCCAAGACCACAUCUACACUGAUGCACAGCUAUCAAAGAGAUGCACUAGUUCGGACACACGGCACAUACUAGGAACAUAUUACCCGAUCAUGACGGCCACUUCCGAACUUCCUCAGCCGGAGAUCCAAAGGCGAACAGGACAGUUUAACCCAUUCACCUCAGUAGGCACAAUUUCAUGUUCAGCAUUCCUGGAGAUGUUAGUGCCCGUGCACCGUGGCCCUCUGACUCGGAUCCUUCAACUUGACGCGGCACAUAGUACAACAACUCUUUUGUUUCUAGCCAAAAUUCUCAAAGUUUCUGGUGUACCUCUCUCUCUCGACAGCGAGCAAUCAUUGAUUAGCACUUGCGUUCUGUGCCAGAAUUUCAGCUCUUCAUCCGAUGAUAGUAGUACUACUGAGGCUCCUCCUCAACACGAGUCAUUGUCAUUGACAGGGUUCUUGCCGAUAUGCUUCCCAAAGGAGAACCUGCUCGCUGAUGCCUAUUCAUAUCAUAAGUCUUCCUUGUCUCAACCAAAGCGGGUGGAUAAGUAUUGUAUAAACCUUCCAAAAGCAUCAACCGUCGUCACGGUCAUGUGUGACUGUGAUUGGAAUCCUCAAGCUAUUGCUCAGGCCCAUCGCAUUGGUCAGACGAAAAGCGUCAAGGUGUGUCCGAUUGUAUGUCACAACUCAUUCUACAAACCUCUUCCUAGAUAUAUCGCCUUAUUUGUCACGGAAGUGUCGAGGAUCAGAUGCGAGACCACAUUCAUUGCAAGAUGUUCCUAUAAUGUCUUCCUCAACAUCGCCAUCUUCUCCCAACGGGCAGGGUUGCACAAGCAUCCGUUCUUGUUUGAGGGCGUUGAGGACAAGGCUGGAAAACUUGAGCUCUUGUCAUGUAUCCUUCCCAAGUUCUUUGCAAUGGAUCACAGGCAUCUUCGACUUGAUGGUGGCACAAAGUCGGAGGAGCGUGCCUUGCAUGCCAGUAUACAGCAGUUCAAUACGAAGGAUUCGGAUAUCAAAGUAUUCAUCCUGUCUACAGGAGCUGGUGGUUUGGGACUCAAUUACAGACUGCAGAUACGGUGA
Molecule: messenger RNA, 2952 nt
Organism: Suillus plorans
Lineage: Eukaryota; Fungi; Basidiomycota; Agaricomycetes; Boletales; Suillaceae
Exons: 17
Coding region: 1-2952 (983 amino acids)
Cellular component (GO): nucleus
Molecular function (GO): DNA binding; ATP-dependent activity, acting on DNA
Source: RefSeq, a predicted model, not a curated record